Messenger RNA from Sus scrofa (pig), 2168 nucleotides. RefSeq names its product cell division cycle 42 (gene CDC42). The record is from RefSeq and is a predicted model, not a curated record. Gene Ontology annotation, molecular function: GTP binding; GTPase activity. NCBI's taxonomy places the organism in Eukaryota, Metazoa, Chordata, Mammalia, Artiodactyla, Suidae. Gene Ontology annotation, biological process: small GTPase-mediated signal transduction.
CACUUCCGCGGGCUCCCAACGCUGCGUCGUCUGCGUGCUGACGUCAGGCGCGUGCCCCUGUCCGCAGCUGAGGAGACCCCGCGCAUUGCUGCCAACGCCCCGGCUGAGGAGCUGAGGUCAUCAUCAAAUUUGAAAUAUUUAAAGUGGAUACAAAACUGUUUCAGCAAUGCAGACGAUUAAGUGUGUUGUUGUGGGCGAUGGUGCCGUUGGUAAAACAUGUCUCCUGAUAUCCUACACGACAAACAAAUUUCCAUCUGAGUAUGUACCGACUGUUUUUGACAACUAUGCAGUCACAGUUAUGAUUGGUGGAGAGCCAUAUACUCUUGGACUUUUUGAUACUGCAGGGCAAGAGGAUUAUGACAGAUUACGACCGCUGAGUUAUCCACAAACAGAUGUAUUUCUAGUCUGUUUUUCAGUGGUCUCUCCAUCCUCGUUUGAAAAUGUGAAAGAAAAGUGGGUGCCUGAGAUAACUCACCACUGUCCAAAGACUCCUUUCUUGCUCGUUGGGACCCAAAUUGAUCUCAGAGAUGACCCCUCUACUAUUGAGAAACUUGCCAAGAAUAAACAGAAGCCUAUCACUCCAGAGACUGCUGAAAAGCUGGCCCGUGACCUGAAGGCUGUCAAGUAUGUGGAGUGUUCUGCACUCACACAGAAAGGCCUAAAGAAUGUAUUUGACGAAGCAAUAUUGGCUGCCCUGGAGCCUCCAGAACCGAAGAAGAGCCGCAGGUGUGUGCUGCUAUGAACGUCUCUCCAGAGCCCUUUCUGCACAGCUGGUGUCGGCAUCAUACUAAAAGCAAUGUUUAAAUCAAACUAAAGAUUAAAAAUUAAAAUUCGUUUUUGCAAUAAUGACAAAUGCCCUGCACCUACCCACAUGCACUCGUGUGAGACAAGGCCCAUAGGUAUGGCCCCCUUCCCCCCUCAGUACUAGUUAAUUUCAAGUAAUUGUGUAUUGUCAGAAAAGUGAUCAGUACUAGUUUUUGUUUUGUCGUUUCAAAAAAAUUAUUUUGUUUUGUUUAAAAGCAAGGCAUGCUUGUGAUGACUCUGUAACAGACUAAUUGGGGUGGUUGAAGCUGUUCCCGGGUUCCACUCUGGAGAGUAAUCUGGGAUAUCUAGGUUUUUUUUUCCCCCCUCUCCCCUUUUUUGUUUGUUUUUUUGGGCGGGGCAGUGUGUGUGGGGGGGUUUGUUUUUAUUUAGUCAUGUUUUUUUAAUUCAUUAACCAUUGGACAGCCCUUGAGGAGGACAGGUUGAUUCCACAUUCCACUUCCUAGAUCUAGUUUAGAAAACAUGUUCCCCAUCUGGUGCUCUUAGGAAGGAGUAUAGUAAACGCCUCAUUUAAUAAUAUACUCCUUUUUGAAAGUUGCCUUUUCUCUCCACCCUUGAGUAGGUCCAGUAUUUGAUGAAACUCAUGAAAGUGGGUGGAACCUGUCUUGCCCCUCCUCUUUUCUAGGAUGCACUAUAUAUGUGACUGUGACUUUCAAGGAAAUUUGUUUGCCAUUUGCUAAUUUUUUUUGAAGUUAAUUUCUAACUUCUUUCACUGAUAAAUGAAGAAAAGUAUUGCACCUUUUGAAAUACACCAAAUGGAUUGAGUACGUAAUUAAAAAACAUUUUUUUUUUCCCUGUCAGUCAUUGUCUUAAUAUGCUUAGCAUAGACGUGCAGCUUAAUAGUGUGAGAUCUGGUGUUCCUAGAACACAGCUGAAGACCUGGUAUAUAGAGGAAAUCCGAGGGGUGGUGCUAGAAGACAGAUGUCUACGGAUGAUUCACAUCCUCUUCCAAGUUAUGAGGAUGGAGACCUGCUUCAUUAAGAAGCUGGGGGUGGGGUGGGGGUGGGGAGAACAUUUAACAACAUGGGGACCAGUCAGGGGAAUCCCCUUAUUUCUGUUUUGCAUAUGAGGAACCCUAGAGCAGCCAGUUGAGGCUCUCUAGUUUAAUAAAACUCCUGGGGAGAGUCUUAUGCAGACUCUUCGUAAGUGUUAAUAGGGAUUUUAUCAGCUUAUUUUGGUUGCAGUUUCCAAUUUUUAAAAAUGUUAGGUUAUCUUCCCCACCUUCCCCAAAUCCUAAUUCUUGUAGAUUUCAUUAGUGUUGAACCAAUGCUUUUCUCAUGUCUGAAUUCUUUGUAUAUGCAUUCUUUUCAGAUGUAUUAAACAAACAAAAAACCCUUCACAAGCCA